AUGGCAUCGGAGGCUCUCUGCCACCCGUGGAGGUCACCAAGCUGCCCUCCCACCCGUGGAGGUCACCAAGCCGCCCUCCCACCCGUCGAGGUCACCAAGCCGCCCUCCCACCCGUCGAGGUCACCAAGCCGCCCUCCCACCCGUGGAGGUCACCAAGCCGCCCUCCCACCCGUGGAGGUCACCAAGCUGCCCUCCCACCCGUGGAGGUCACCAAGCCGCCCUCCCACCCGUGGAGGUCACCAAGCCGCCCUCCCACCCGUCGAGGUCACCAAGCCGCCCUCCCACCCGUGGAGGUCACCAAGCCGCCCUCCCACCCGUCGAGGUCACCAAGCUGCCCUCCCACCCGUGGAGGUCACCAAGCCGCCCUCCCACCCGUCGAGGUCACCAAGCUGCCCUCCCACCCGUGGAGGUCACCAAGCCGCCCUCCCACCCGUGGAGGUCACCAAGCCGCCCUCCCACCCGUCGAGGUCAUAUAAGCUAUAG
This is a messenger RNA of Procambarus clarkii (red swamp crayfish), 483 nucleotides long. RefSeq lists its product as uncharacterized. The record is from RefSeq and is a predicted model, not a curated record. NCBI's taxonomy places the organism in Eukaryota, Metazoa, Arthropoda, Malacostraca, Decapoda, Cambaridae.